AACGCUCAACAUUGGUUACAUUUUUCAGAGUUCACACUUCACACUUCACACUGAACACACUCAAAGUCCUUCUAAUUCAAAGUUUCACACAUACAUCAUUUGCAUCAUUGUUGUUUAGUAAAGCAGAGAAAAAUGGAGUGUUACAGAAUGCAGGUAGUGGUUAUAGUCUCAUUGAUGCUUCUGUUUCCAAACACACAAGGCUGGGGAGAAGAUGGCCAUGCCAUAGUUUGCAAGAUUGCUCAGUCUCGCCUCGGCGACACCGCAUCGGAGGCUGUAAAGAAACUGCUGCCAGAGUAUGCAGAAAAUGACCUGGCGAGUGUAUGUUCUUGGGCUGAUCAUGUCAAGUUCAUAUUCCAUUGGUCUUCAGCUUUGCACUUUGCUGAUACACCAGACAAUAUCUGCAAUUUCCAGUACAACCGGGAUUGCAAGGAUCAGAAUGGAGAAAAGGGAAGAUGUGUUGUGGGAGCUAUCAACAAUUACACCAACCAGCUUCUUAGCUAUGGAAGAAACAAAGUUCAUUCUCAAUAUAACCUCACUCAAGCUCUUCUAUUCCUUUCUCAUUUCAUGGGAGAUAUCCAUCAGCCUCUACAUGUUGGGUUUCUUGGAGAUAAGGGAGGUAACACAAUUGAUGUUCACUGGUACAAACAGAAGCAAAAUCUUCACCAUGUUUGGGAUGAUAGCAUAAUUGAGACAGCAGAAGAAAGAUUCUAUGGUUCUGAGAUAGGCGACUUCAUCAAUGCCAUUCAAGAAAACAUUACGAAAGAAUGGGAUUCCGAAGUUAAAGGAUGGGAAACCUGCAAUUCCAAUCAGACAACAUGCCCAGAUAUAUAUGCAUCUGAAAGUAUAAAAGCAGCAUGUCAAUGGGCAUAUAAGGGUGUCACCGAAGGUUCAGUGCUCGGAGAUGAUUACUUCCUAUCACGUUUGCCAACUGUCAAUUUGCGAUUAGCUCAGGGAGGAGUUAGACUUGCUGCAACUCUCAAUCGUAUUUUUGGCUGAUGCCGCAUUAUGUGUUCAGUAAUUAUGUAGCUUAUUGAAAUAUUAAAAUAGGUUUCCAAUAUAUAAAUCACAAAACACUCUCUAUUGGUACCUAGGUAACAAAUUUCUCAAUUAUAUUAUACUGAUAUAAGGUCAAGCUUGCUCAUAUGUUAAGCCUCACAAGUCUUCAUUUGCUGUUAUUACGAUUAUUUAUUAUUUGAAUCUGCCAAUGUGCUAC
Messenger RNA from Arachis stenosperma, 1213 nucleotides. Its product is annotated as endonuclease 2. NCBI's taxonomy places the organism in Eukaryota, Viridiplantae, Streptophyta, Magnoliopsida, Fabales, Fabaceae. The record is from RefSeq and is a predicted model, not a curated record. The transcript is spliced from 9 exons. Gene Ontology annotation, molecular function: endonuclease activity; nucleic acid binding. The coding region runs from base 133 to 996 and encodes 287 amino acids. Gene Ontology annotation, biological process: DNA catabolic process.